Molecule: messenger RNA, 1573 nt
Organism: Temnothorax curvispinosus
Lineage: Eukaryota; Metazoa; Arthropoda; Insecta; Hymenoptera; Formicidae
Product: histone acetyltransferase p300-like
Exons: 5
Coding region: 491-1543 (350 amino acids)
Biological process (GO): positive regulation of transcription by RNA polymerase II
Cellular component (GO): transcription regulator complex; histone acetyltransferase complex
Molecular function (GO): transcription coactivator activity; chromatin DNA binding; histone acetyltransferase activity
Source: RefSeq, a predicted model, not a curated record
AUUCUCGCUCGAGCAACAUCAUUACUCUGCGCGUCUGCAUUACACGAAUUUAUUGCUUGACAGACAUCAAGUAGCUUAUUUAGAAGCAGUUGAAAUUAAAGUGGUGACAAGUUUACACAUAUUUCAAUCAUUCAAGUAAAUGUUAACUUCAAGAUAGGCAAUAGAUUUGUUUCCACUAGAUGGUAACACAGCAAAUAUUUGUUCGCUCGCUCUGGCUUGCUACAUCACAUAUCACAUAACCUCAAACUCAAACACGAACUACGGAGUUAAGUUGUCCGUUGAGCGUGUAGAUCUUCCUAGGAAAAACAAGCAAAGCGAUACAGUUCAACCAAGGCUGUAUAAUAUAAGUAAUUAAAAGAAAAUAAGCUAACGGCCCCCCGCGGAAGCGGAAAGAGUGAAAUAGAAUUGUACAAAAAAACCUGAAAAAAUAAUAGGCUACAGUACGUCAACCGGAGGACAGCCAGGUCCGCAGCAAACUACGCAAGGACAAAUGGCUAAUACUGGUACACCAACAGACGCGAAAUCGACACCUGAUCCAGAGAAAUGUAGACUCAUCCAGCAACAGUUGGUGCUACUUUUGCAUGCACAUAAAUGUCAACGAUGUGAAAGCCAAGCAAACGGCGAGAUGAGACAAUGUACCUUGCCGGACUGCAAAACUAUGAAAAAUGUUCUAAAUCACAUGAGGAAUUGUCAUGCCGGAAAGAAUUGCACCGUGCCUCACUGUAGCAUGUCAAGGCAGAUCAUCAGUCAUUGGAAGCAUUGUAAUCAAAGUGAUUGUCCGGUUUGCUUGCCGAUAAAACAAGCACAGGACAGGACAAAUUCUGCGCAAGCACCCGCAAUUCAACCAAAUAAUCAGCCAAUUCCAAGCCCAUCCGAAAUGAGAAGGGCUUAUGAUGCUUUAGGAAUUCAGUGUCCGACAACAACAUCGGGGCUUUUAUCCGGUCAAGGCAUUGGUAGGGGCGUUGGAAUGCCAGCUCCCGGCAUGACGGGUGGUCCACCAGGGGCAUUGGACAACGUUGGAUUAGUGCAAUCUCAAACACAGACGUCAUGUGUUUUAGUUGCACCAGGACAAUCCGUAGCCUUUGCCGGACAACAAGUAGUCACGCCGAACGUAUCUUUUCCUUUGAAUUCCGAUCCUAGUAUAGUAGGGGUAGCUGGCAAUCAGACGGUAUCAACGACCGGACCUACAGCCACUGACGCAGCGGCCGCUGUCGGUAUACAGGUUAUUCCAAAUGGAUUAGAGGAUCUACAGUUUCCAGGCGGUCUUCAACCCGGUCAAGUCACAGCGAUACCGAUGCAAGGAACAAAGGAGUGGCAUCUGUCCGUCACUCCAGAUCUCAGGAACCAUCUCGUUUAUAAAGUGGGUCAAGCAAUAUUCCCGACUCUUGAUCCACAAGCUAUGCUUGAUAAAAGAAUGCACAUCUUGGUCGCGUACGCGAGGAGGGUGGAAAGUGACACGUACUUUAUGGCUAACUCCCGGCCGGAAUAUUAUCAUCUGCUGGCCGAGAAAAUCUACAAGAUUCAAAAGGAACUUGGUACGUAGUUACAACGACAUCGAAAGAUUCAUUAAAGU